Molecule: messenger RNA, 1678 nt
Organism: Rhineura floridana
Lineage: Eukaryota; Metazoa; Chordata; Lepidosauria; Squamata; Rhineuridae
Product: cytochrome b-c1 complex subunit 1, mitochondrial
Exons: 13
Coding region: 52-1500 (482 amino acids)
Cellular component (GO): mitochondrion
Molecular function (GO): metal ion binding
Source: RefSeq, a predicted model, not a curated record
CAUGCGCUCUUUAAUCUCCUCUUUUCAGGCUGCCUAGGUUAAGGCGGCAAGAUGGCGGCGUCCUCCGUGUGCCGGGCCGCAGGUUGUAUUUCUAGCCGAGCCCUCCUGCGGGGUUCUCGCGCUCCGCCAGGCUUAUGGAGUUUGACAAGAAGAGGAAGCACUGCAUCCUAUGCUCAGGUGCUGCAUAAUAUUCCUGAGACACAAGUGACCACUCUAGACAAUGGCCUUCGUGUGGCUUCUGAACAAUCCAACCAGCCUACUUGUACGGUGGGGGUGUGGAUUGCAGUAGGAAGCCGCUAUGAAAAUGAGAAGAACAAUGGAGCUGGCAACUUCGUGGAGCAUCUGGCUUUCAAGGGUACAAAGAAACGCCCUUGUCCUGAAUUUGAAAAAGAAGUGGAGAGCAUGGGUGCACAUCUCAAUAGUUACUCCUCUCGCGAGCAGACAGCCUUCUUCAUGAAAGCAUUAUCCAAAGAUUUGCCCAAAGCAAUUGAGAUUCUGGCUGAUGUAGUACAGAACUGCAGCGUUGAGGAUUCUCAGAUUGAGAAGGAGCGGAAUGUCAUCCUUCAAGAAAUGAAAGAAAAUGAUGGCAGCUUGUCCGAUGUUGUCUUCGAUUACCUUCACGCUACAGCUUAUCAAGGCACUGCUUUGAGUCGGACUGUUGAAGGAACAACAGCGAAUGCAAAGCAUUUGUCUCGUGCGAAUCUAAUAGAAUUCAUUGAGACUCAUUACAAAGCCCCUCGCAUGGUCCUGGCAGCUGCUGGAGGGGUUAAUCACAAAGAACUCGUGGACCUUGCCAAGCAGCAUUUUGGCAAUGUUCCCUAUGAAUACAAGAAAGAUGCAGUACCCGUUCCUCCCCAUUGCCGCUUCACUGGGAGUGAGAUCAGAGUCAGAGAUGAUGCUUUGCCUUUGGCUCAUGUUGCUAUUGCAGUGGAGGGACCAGGCUGGGCCAAUCCAGACAAUAUUCCUCUUUUGGUAGCUAACUCAGUCAUUGGGCACUAUGACCUUACUUUUGGUGGUGGCAAGAAUCAGUCUAGCAGGCUGGCUACAAUUGCUGUGGAAAACAAGCUGUGUCAAAGUUUCCAAGCCUUCAACACUUGCUACUCUGACACAGGUCUGUUCGGUUUCUAUUUUAUCACUGAUGCUCUGAAUAUUGAAGAUACGCUGCAUUGUGCCCAAGGUGAAUGGAUGCGUCUCUGCACCAGUGUGAGUGAGAGCGAGGUGAAGAGAGCCAAAAACAUUGUUCGAAACACCCUGGUGGCUCAACUGGAUGGUACCACUCCUGCAUGUGAGAAUAUUGGAAGUCAUCUGCUGAACUAUGGACGUCGGAUAUCUCUGGCAGAAUGGGAUGCCAGAAUUUCUGAGGUUGAUGCCAGAACAGUUCGAGAUGUCUGUAGUAAAUAUCUGUAUGAUAAAUGCCCAGCUCUUGCAGCAGUUGGUCCUAUUGAACAGCUUCCAGACUACAACCGUAUCCGCAGUGCCAUGUUCUGGCUCCGUUUCUAGGCUCUGUUUUACACAGAAUGGAAAUGAGCAGUGUGGUUAAUGAAUGGCCCCUCUGGGACUGUUCUUGUGGGUUUCGUGUAUGCCAGUGGCAAGAUGGGCCCCAUAAUUGCUGUACAAACAUUCUUCUGUAUUGUUAUGUGUGUAUCCGAGAGAGCUAAAUAAAUUAAAUUUAAAUGGA